AUGGGUGCUACCAGGAGGCUCAAGACGAAGCGACGGACUAGAGACUACGAUCAGAUCCGCGCAGAUCUAGCUUCCAGAAAACAUCUACAACAAUACAAGGAUACCAAAGAUGCUGAAGACCUCCCUGGUCUGGGACAGCACUACUGUGUCGAAUGCGCCAAAUGGUUUGAAGACGAGCACAAUCUUGUGGCGCAUCGCAAGGGCAAGAACCACAAACGGAGGUUACGGCUCUUGAAAGAUCCGCACACACACAAAACAGCUGAGGCGGCCGUGGGAUUGGGCGUCGACAAUGGCAAGAGGGAACAGACAAUGAUGGAAAUGGAUGAGGAGGAGGCGGAAUAA
Talaromyces proteolyticus is the source of this 342-nucleotide messenger RNA. RefSeq lists its product as uncharacterized. NCBI's taxonomy places the organism in Eukaryota, Fungi, Ascomycota, Eurotiomycetes, Eurotiales, Trichocomaceae. The record is from RefSeq and is a predicted model, not a curated record. The coding region runs from base 1 to 342 and encodes 113 amino acids. Gene Ontology annotation, molecular function: nucleic acid binding; zinc ion binding. The transcript has 3 exons.